AUGAAUAUUGAUGACGGGCGUGUUGUCAGCAAUUUCAUUGCUCAAGAAGUUCGUGGUGAAUCCUUGGCUGUUCAAGCUCCUGGAACACAAACUCGGGGUUUUUGUUAUGUGUCUGACAUGCCGAGGUUCCGAAUUGCAGCUGAAAUUGGCAUUGGACUGUUGUUCCUCCACCAGACUAAACCAGAGCCACAAGUGCACCAUGACCUAAAACUGGCGAACAUACUGCUGGACCGCAACUACGUGAACAAGAUUAGUGACGUUGGGUUGGUCAGGCUGGUUCCCCCAUCUGUAGCUGACAAUGUGACCCAGUAUCGGAUGACAUCAACAGCUGGGACUUUCUGCUAUAUAGAUCCAGAGUAUCAGCAAGCAGGCAUGCUGGGCAUAAAAUCUGAUGUCUACUCCCUUGGCAUCAUGCUUCUACAGAUAAUAACAGCCAAGCCGCCAAUGAGGUUGAUCCACCUUGUUGAAAGAGCUAUUGAAAAAGAUACAUUCGAAUAGGUACUGGAUCCGAUUGUGUCUGAUUGGCCACUUGAAGAGGCAUUGAGCUUCGCCAAGAUAGCCCUCCAGUGUGCAGAACUAAGGCAGAAAGACGGACCUGAUCUUGGCAAGGCUGUGUUACCAGAACUCAACAGAAUGAGAGAGUUUUCAGAGGAACAUUUGGACCCACAGGUUUGACCCGUUUUGCAUGGCCACCUUUGGCAUGCAACCAAGGGGCCACGUGUCAUCUUUCAUUUCCUCAUCUCUUUUAGAUUUUGAAAGCAAUUCUCCCAAACUUCAUUUUUGUAAAUAAUUUUUCAAAUCCUGUUUUUUUAAAAUGACUUCAAGUCUCCAAAGUUUUCAUCCUUAAGAGUUUUUUUAGGUUUCACAAGUCCCAUUUUCAAAAAAAUUGGUUGCUAUGUUUCUCUUGGGCAAGCCAUUUUUACAUUUUUUAAGACUUUAAA
Molecule: messenger RNA, 941 nt
Organism: Vitis vinifera (wine grape)
Lineage: Eukaryota; Viridiplantae; Streptophyta; Magnoliopsida; Vitales; Vitaceae
Product: U-box domain-containing protein 52-like
Exons: 2
Coding region: 1-498 (165 amino acids)
Biological process (GO): protein phosphorylation
Molecular function (GO): ATP binding; protein kinase activity
Source: RefSeq, a predicted model, not a curated record